Messenger RNA from Astyanax mexicanus (Mexican tetra), 1169 nucleotides. RefSeq names its product kinesin-like protein klp-3. NCBI's taxonomy places the organism in Eukaryota, Metazoa, Chordata, Actinopteri, Characiformes, Acestrorhamphidae. Gene Ontology annotation, molecular function: microtubule binding; microtubule motor activity; ATP binding. The record is from RefSeq and is a predicted model, not a curated record. The transcript is spliced from 6 exons. Gene Ontology annotation, biological process: microtubule-based movement. Bases 125 to 943 code for a protein of 272 amino acids.
ACAUUUAAAUAAGUCAAUUUUAAUAUAAAAAUGCAUAAAUGAAACAUGAUAAAACUAAAGUCCUAAUUCCUUGUUAAAUCUAUAACCAACAUUUUAGAAGCAAGUAUAUGAGGAGAUUCUACCCAUGAUAACUUCCUGUUUGGAUGGAUACAAUGUAUGUAUCCUGUCAUAUGGCCAGUCAGGCUCUGGGAAGAGCUACACAAUGAUGGGCCUUAAAGACAAUCCUGGGAUCAACAUCCGGUCAGUCACAGAGUUACUGCGCUUGUGUAAAGAGAGAGAAAACUACACAUACAUGAUUAAGAUUUCAGUGCUGGAGAUCUAUGUGGAGAGCCUGAUUGAUCUCCUGUCUGAGAACCGGCAGACUGAGGUGGAGAUCCGUGGUCAGGGCAGGUCAGUGACCAUUCCCACUCUGACGCAAGUGGAGGUAAAAACAGAGGAAGACAUUCUAAACAUCAUGGAAAUGGUGGGGCGAAACUCCCACCUCCAUUCCAAUGAAGCAAAUGCAGAGAGCUCCUGCUCUCAUGUCCUCCUCUUUGUCACGGUGGAGUGUACAGACCCAGUGAGUGGCGUGAGCACUCGAGGUGUGCUGACCCUGUGUGAGCUGGCCGGCUCAGACCGCAUCUCUAAAACACAAGCCACGGGCCAGCGGCUCACAGAAACGGCAGCCAUCAACAAGUCUUUGAUGGUCCUGGGACAGGUGUUUGGGGCUCUGAGGUCUAACUCUCUUCAUGUGCCUUUCCGGAAUUCUAAACUCACUCACGUGCUCCAGCCCUGUCUCAGUGGUGAUGCUAAGAUGUGUGUAAUUGUGCAUGUUAGUCCAGAUGUGGAAGACGCUGCAGAGACUCUGAACACUCUUACGUUUGGAACGUCCAUUCGACAGAUCACUCUGGGCAAACCGCCACAGAACAGAACUCAGAUAAAGACCACUAAGGCUGAGAAGUAACUUGAUGAGAAAUGAGUGAAUAGCUCUAUAUUGACCCAGCCUUCCCAGAGUUUGGUUUGAUUUCCAUUAAGGGAAUUUUCUAUUGUAUAUAAUAUAAUGUAUAUUGUCACUAUCGCACAAAAAACUUUUGUUUAUAUAUUUUGCUGUUUUUGAUCUUUACACAUUGGACUUGAGAAAAGCACCAAUAGAAAUGCUCCAAAAUAAAAUCUUCAUACACUGAUGUUCA